This is a messenger RNA of Ilyonectria robusta, 1641 nucleotides long. Its product is annotated as general substrate transporter. NCBI's taxonomy places the organism in Eukaryota, Fungi, Ascomycota, Sordariomycetes, Hypocreales, Nectriaceae. Gene Ontology annotation, cellular component: membrane. Gene Ontology annotation, biological process: transmembrane transport; carbohydrate transport. The record is from RefSeq and is a predicted model, not a curated record. The coding region runs from base 1 to 1641 and encodes 546 amino acids. Gene Ontology annotation, molecular function: carbohydrate:proton symporter activity. The transcript is spliced from 5 exons.
AUGGUCAAGAGCAUAUUCGCCCGGCCGAAAGACAACUCGGCCAACCCAGCGCCUCCCCAGGUCUACAACUGGAGGAUCUAUGCCCUCGCUGCCUCGGCUGCUCUGGGCUCCUCCAUGUUCGGAUAUGACUCGGCCUUCAUAGGAGGUACAAUGUCUCUUCCGUCGUUCCAGAGCCGCUUCAACCUUGACACCUCAACCGGAACUGCUUUGGCCGCUCUCAAGGCCAACAUCGUCAGCACCUUUCAGGGAGGAUGCUUCUUUGGCGUUCUUCUUUGUUAUUACCUCGUCGAGAAGCUUGGUCGUCGGCUGGUCUUGAUGAUGUGCGGUGCUGUUUUCGACCUCGGCGCUAUCUUGCAGCUUGUUUCUGGUGGCAACUUGGCUUACAUCUACGCUGGUCGGGUUCUCACUGGUCUUGCGGUCGGCGCCUCUUCCAUGAUCAUCCCUGUCUACAUCUCCGAAUCUGGUCCUCCCGCCAUUCGUGGUCGCCUCAUCGGCAUAUUCGAAAUUUUCCUCCAGUUCUCUCAGAUCAUAGGCUUCUGGGUCAACUACGGAGUUAAUAUUCAUGUUCCGGCAGACUCGGAUGCUCAGUGGCAUAUCCCUUUCGCACUGCAGGUUAUUCCCGGCACGCUGUUGAUCAUCUGCAUGUUCUUCCAGCCCGAGUCUCCUCGUUGGCUUCUGAACGCUGGCCGUACCGAGCAGGCUCGCAAAGUUCUUCAGCGCCUUCGUCAGCUGCCCGCUGAUGACCCGUAUCUGAACUGGGAGAUCAACUCGGUCCUCCAGCAGAUCGAAGAUGAGAACGCCCUUGGAGCUAGCAAGGGUUUCCUAGCUAAGCUGCGGGAGGUCGUGCUCCCUGCCAACAGGUCACGCCUGCUCCUGGGUAUCGCCCUCAUGUUUAUCCAGAACAUGUCAGGAAUCAACGCCCUGAACUACUACUCUCCUUCGAUCUUCCAGUCUAUCGGCUUUACUGGUACUAAUGUUGGACUUCUGGCAACUGGCAUCUUUGGCAUCGUGAAAGCUUCUGCCACAGGAUUGUACAUGAUCUGGGGCGUUGAUGCUCUUGGCCGCCGCCAGUCUCUGAUGAUCGGGUCAGCAGGUGCAGCUUUGGCGCUCUUUUAUCUUGGUAUCUACUCAAAGUUGUCUGGUUCUUUCGACUCGGGCGUCACGGCGGGCGAGAAGUCACCUGCCGCGUACGUGGCUAUUGUCAUGGUCUACAUCUUCGCUGUUUUCUAUGCAAUCUCCUGGAACGGCAUUCCUUGGAUCUUCUGCGCUGAGGUGUUCCCCAUGGCCAUCCGUUCAAUUUGCCUUGUUUUCACCACCUGUGCCCAAUGGCUCGGUCAAUUCACAAUUGUCUACUCAACGCCCUACAUGAUGGCCGACAUAAAGUACGGAACAUUCCUCUUGUUCGCAUGUUCUGUCGUCUUCGGCCUGUUCUUUGUCUUCUUCUUCAUCCCCGAGACCAAGGGCAUCUCUCUCGAAGAUAUGGACGUCCUCUUCACUCGUAAGGGCAUGCCACAUACAUGGCGACACCAGACCAACGAGAUCAUUGAGGAGCGCCGUUCUGAUGGCCAGAUUCGACUCGAAUCGAACACAUCUCCCGCAGAUUCGUAUCGAAUCGAACGCGCCACAAUUCUUGUGCCGUAG